AUGACUUUUUUGAAACUUUGCAAAGCAACAGAAAAUUUUAGCAUGGAUAAUGUGAUCGGAAAAGGAAAGACAGGAACAAUGUACAAGGCCACUCUUCCAAAUAGCUGGUUUUUUGCGGUCAAGAAGAUAGAUGACUCCCCGCACAAUGAAAGCCUAUUUGUAUCUGAGCUCUUGGCUUUGUCUAGAAUGAAACAUGACAACUUAAUCCCUCUUUUGGGUUUCUGCAUUGUUGAAAAUGAAAGGCUUCUGGUCUACAAACAUAUGUCAAACGGGAAUCUCCAUGAUCGCUUACAUCAAGUCGAAGGCAAUGCUAAAAUCCUGCCAUGGCCUAUGAGGGUUAAAAUUGGCAUGGGAAUAGCUAGAGGUUUGGCAUUGUUAGAGCUGUAUUCUGUUGUUUGUUGUUUGUUAUUUUCGGUUAUAUACAGUGCUUUAUUGGUAGCUGGUGUAUAUGGUUGUUAA
Molecule: messenger RNA, 459 nt
Organism: Humulus lupulus (European hop)
Lineage: Eukaryota; Viridiplantae; Streptophyta; Magnoliopsida; Rosales; Cannabaceae
Product: probably inactive leucine-rich repeat receptor-like protein kinase At5g48380
Exons: 1
Coding region: 1-459 (152 amino acids)
Biological process (GO): protein phosphorylation
Molecular function (GO): ATP binding; protein tyrosine kinase activity
Source: RefSeq, a predicted model, not a curated record